UUUUAAAAUCAAUCCUUAAAUAAGCGUUUCCCAUUGGACGCCCAUCAUGGGCAGUUGCCGGAAUUUUAGAUUAUUACUAUGGAAGGACUUUCAUGUUGUCCUUGCAAAUCCAACCGAAUUUAUAUUGGUAAUUUUAUCUAGUUUUUUUAUACCCCUUCUACUCUGGAUCGUAAUGGGAAUUAUUAGAUAUGAUUUGAAAAUAAAAGAAGCCGAAAUUUUUCCACCGAAGAGUGUUCACACGAACCUAUACGACGAAUUGUAUUUUUCACCUUAUAAUAAUCUAAUCGAGGGGUUCUUUCAUGAAUUUGCUAAUGAAACGGAAUUUAAAAAAACAGUCGGUUUUAUUGAUUUUGCCAAACUAGAAGAUGGCUUGACCGAAAAUGCCAGAGCACUCGGAUUAGCAUUUCCCGAUGAAUGGUUUUCCUAUGAAAAGUUUCCAGAUCAUUUAAAACUUACUAUAUACAUGCCGGCAUAUAAAAAUCAAAAAAAUUUUAGUUAUUUUGAAUCGGGAUUUUUAUUCAUAUCCAAAAAAUUGAUCAUCUCAUUUGCCCAACGUCUAAAAAACCAAGCAAAUACUUAUCUGCCGAAGGUCCAAAUGGUUCAAUUUCCGUAUCCGCGGCAUAAAGAAAAUAAAUAUGCUGAGAUGGCUUGCACCAUGCCCAUUAUUAUUUUAGCAUCAUUUUUUCUUCCCACCGUAACAAUUGCCAAGCAUAUUAUUGCCGAAAAGGAAAAUAAUGAAAAAUCACUUUUAACUGCAAUGGGAGUUACCCAAUGUCUACUAUGGAUGGCCUGGUACACGAAAGCAAUGAUACUUUUUCUACUAUGCCUGUUAUUUUUUUUUAUAUUUAUUUGUCUCAGCGAAGUCUUUGUGUUUAGCAACUACUUGCUUCUUAUACUGAUAUUUAUAGUAUACAUCCAUUCAUGCAUAACGUUUGCAUUUCUCAUAAGCGCAUUCUGCACAAAGACCUAUUGGGGGAUCCUCGCCACGUCAGUACUUUUCGUGAUCACUGUAGUGCCCUACGCAUUGUUACCGCCCGUCUCUUUCGAGCUUAUGCCCCAAAUAUUUUGCUGCUUCUGCCUGAACUCGGCCAUGUUUUAUAUGUUUAACGUCAUCUGCGCAUUGGAACAAAUAUCGAUUGGAGUUGAUUGGAGGACGUUCAUAUCCACGAUAGUGCCAGAGGACAUAAGUAUCCUUGGUGUCCUCGCUAUAAUGCUUGUAAUGAGUCUGAUAUGUGUAUUUCUCUGCCUCUAUGUGGAGCAAGUAAUGCCCGGCAGCCAAUCCUCGAUAUUUUCUUGUCGCUGCUGUAAGAAGUCACUUUUUUCCACUCAUCAGUACCAUCCUCUAUCAGUUUUAUCCUACGACACGGCCAGAAAAUUUGUGGAUUGUUGCCUAAGUCCAAUGUACUAUUGUGUUCAAAGACCUGAAGAUGCGGACGCUGAGGAUCGCAUCGUAGGCGGGCAAACCCAUAAGGACGACGAACCCACUGUUCACAUGGAUCGUGUUUCAAAAGAAUUUCGCAAGAAAACGGCAGUUGCAAAAUUGUCAAUAAAAAUGUACAAGGAUGAGUGUCUAGCCAUUCUGGGUCCCAGUGGUUCGGGCAAAACCACAGCGCUGCACAUGAUGGGAGGAAUCUUGAGACCCACUUCGGGAAUAAUCAAAAUCAAUGGCUUUGAUAUCGAAAGGAACCCAGAAAAGGCCAAAAUUGGAGUCGGAUUUUGUCCACAGCAGAAUGUGCUCUUCAGAGGACUCACAGUUAAUCAACAAAUUAACUUCUUCAGUCUCCUAAAGGGGAAAAAAACCUCAGCUGCGAAUAGAGAAACAUCAAACUAUAUUGAUAAACUAAACCUAAAGGAAUAUGAAAAUAAAAAUGUCUCCAAACUGUCAAAAGGAAACCAGCGACGUGUGUCCUUGGCCUGUUCCUUGUGUGGUGGUGCCAGUGUAGUCUUGUGUGACGAACCAUCAUCGGGUCUGGAUCCGAGUGGAAAACAGCAGCUCAUGGAGCUACUCCAAAGUGAGAAGAGCGGUCGAACCAUUGUGUUAGCCACCCAGGAUGUGGAGGAGGGGCAAAUGCUUGGCGAUCGUAUCAUCAUACUGGCCGAUGGGCAAAUCUGCAGCCAAGGUACAAUGGAAAACAUUAAACAGAAUAAUCAUGAAUCCUACAAGCUCUCCUGCCAAAUGGGACCGAACUGUGACCAACGGAAGGUAACAGAGCUGGUGAAACGCGUCGCCCCAUCUGCUAGAGUUUCUGUCCAAGGAUCCUCCAUAAGCUACAUUAUACGCGGCUCCUUUGCGGAGAAGUUCGUGGAUAUGCUCCAUCAACUAGAGGAUCGCAAAAGGAAUCUCGAUGUCAUAAGCUAUAGUUGGCGGGAUGCCACAUUGGAAGAUGUCUUCAAAACUGCAGCUACUCCGUGGAAGAAACGGGCUAGAGCAGGUGGAAAUAUUCCAAAAAGAUCAACAGAGGACUUGGCGACCCAAACAGACGGACCGGAUCGUCCAACUAGAAGAGCUCAAAGGGCCCAAAGAGCUGCAGAGGCAGAGGCAGCGGCUGCUUUAGCGGCUGCAGCAGCGGAAAGAUCCGCUAGAGAAAAUGCGGAAAGAGAAGCUAGAGAUGCCGAGAAUAGAGACCGUGAGGCCAGGGAAAGGCAAGCUAGAGAAAGGGAAGCUAAAGAAAGGGAUGACAGAGAAAGGGAUGACAGAGAAAGGGACAAAGACAAUGCGGCCAGAGAAAAAAGAGAUAGAGAAACAUUCAUGGAAAAAAAGCCACUUCGACCAUUGGACCCAGAGACAGAUCAUGAGGCCGAAUCUGACACAUCGGAGCGCGAAUGGAGAACGGACCCUGAGGGCGGUAGAAGGAAUCGAACAUGCUGCAAAUUUUGCGAGGCCAUGUUGAUGAAGAAGGCUCUCUACAUUUGGAACCAUAAAUACAUGUUCCUGCUAAUCUUGAUCAUACCAAUAAUAUGGUUCAUAGUUGCAAUUUAUUUAUUGCCAUUGACAGAAAAGGUAAAAAAUCGAAUUAGCUCGGAUUUGGCUGAUUAUAUUGAUUUAAACCUGCCAAGCUUCUCAGAUGACACCGUUGUGUUACUUGAAGAUCCUGAAGGUUACGAGGCAGAGGCACUUGCCUAUGAGAAGUUAGUCACUCUGCCCGCCGUAAUUGAACAAUGUAAAGAACCAAUUGUGCACUAUUUAGUCGGUGACUCACCCCUUUUAAUGGAAAAACUUAAACUUCAAUAUGUAUGUGGGGCUACUUUUGACAAAGAUGUCGACAUUAUCGCCUGGUAUAAUGAUGUGGCCUUUGAACACUCGUCCCCGCUUGCCUUGGUUUUGGUAUACAAAGCCAUUCUUAAAAUAGAAAUCGGGAAAUCCUUCGAUAUUACCCUCACCCGAGGAAUAAUGAAAAAACAGGCAAUGAAGACAAAGGCUGUAAGUUAUCGAGAUCUCGAUCGAAGCCUCAGUCAAACCAGGAACUUGCGAGAUGUCUUAGAUAAAUUCAGGUAUUUCAAAAAAGACGAUGAAGUCAAUUCUAAGGAACCAGAUUAUCCAGCUAUAAAAGAACCCAACCAGUUUGCACAAAGAGAAAUUUUGGGGGACCAUAAACUGAAUGGAAAACGAUUAACAUUAACUAUUGGAAUCUGGUCCUAUAUAUCUUUGGUUCUUAGCAUUUUUAUACUUUUCGUAGUGGAAGAACGAGUGAAAAAAUUACAAUUACAACAGGAAAUUCAAGGCUUGGGAAAAUUCAAUUUUUGGUGCACACACUUUUUAUGGGAUUUCGUAAUAUUCUGCAUUUGUGUGAUUAUUUUAUCUUUGGCCCUAGAAACUUAUACAAAUUUUAUUCAAAUUCUUGUUGUCCUCAUAAUGAUUGGAUUUGCCUGCCUACCAUUCACCUACGUAUUGAGUUUAAUAUUCAGUUCGCCAGAAGCAGCAUUGGUUGGUGCCUUCUUUAUCCAUUUGUUUACAGGGGCCAUUCUUUUCGCAUUUGUAUACGUAGUUACGGCUCUUAUCGAUAAUAACAUGUACUUUAUAAUUUUCCCCACGAUAAUUGGUUGCUUCGGUAUAUUUAAGUGUAUUUAUGGAUACAAGUAUUGCGAAAUCAAUCCGGCGAUUGACUCACUUAAUUGCGAUUUUGGGAGAAUUCAUCCAAACUGUGGAUGCGAUGAUUUAGUAUUGUGGCCAGAGAUUUGGUGGCUAUUGGGUCACGGCAUAUUUUGGUUUAUCUUACUGUGGAUUCUAGAAAAAGGAUAUUUUUGUCGGGCUUUUGCAAACCGAAAGAAUAGUAAAAGGCGUCAAGGUAGUUCAGUAACAUUCAGACAAAAGGCCGACGAAAACCCGGAUGUAAUUCGCAAAUAUCCUUUAGUUUUGGAUAAAGUGACAAAGAAAUAUCACCGCGGCCCCACGGCAGUAAAAGAUGUGUCCCUUCAACUUGAACAAGGUGAGUGCUAUGGUCUGUUGGGACCCAAUGGAGCUGGAAAGACCACUACUUUAAAGAUGAUUGCGGGUGAAAUCAAAAUCUCUUCUGGCAAAAUUUAUAUCAAAGGCAAGAAUGGCCAAGCUGCGAGUGCCAAGCAGAAUGUCGCCUACUGCUCCCAGUCCGGUCCACUUCACGAUUUCUACAGUGGGAAACAGGCACUCAAGAUGGCCCUACUGCUACGAGGCGAUUCACGCAAAAAUCUCGAUAAAAAAUGCGAAAAACUGGCAAAAGAUUUUCAUAUCCAGUCGUCAUUGCCGAAGAAAACCAAAAACUGCACCGACGCUACAAAACGAAAAAUAAGCUUAGCCGCGGAAUCCAGUGGCCCAUCCAUAGUUUGCCUAGAUGAGCCCACCUCUGGCAUCGAUUCAUACGCGAGUCAGUCCCUGUGGAAAAACCUGAAGAGCAGGACUGUACUUAUAGCAAGCCAAAAUAUGGACGAAGUAACUUCAAACUGUUCCAGGGUCGGUAUUAUGGACUCUGGCGGAAUGAAACACCCGGAAGAGUUGCAAAGCAUGCAGGCACAGAAUUCUCACGUUUUGGUGCUUAAGCUUAAGGUUCAGGGAAGGCCCCAAGAGCAGCAAGAAACUCUCCGCAGACUUACUUUUGAUAUGAAUUAUUUUUCAAAUGCAACUUUAAGAAAACGGGUAGGUUGCUGCUUGGUUUACAAUUUUUUUCAAGGGCAAAUGGAUAAGAUCGUCAGUUUUGUCGAAUCAAAAAGAACUAUUUGGAAACUGGAAAGCUAUUCGGUCAGUCCGGCCUCACUGGAUGAGGUGUUCAUCAAACUAGAUAAUGAAAAAAAAGAAGCCGCAAGAUUGUCCUCUUCAAGUGAAGAGUCAGACUAUGACUCCAAAGGAAAGGCUCGUAGGAAGAAAAAAGAUGACCAGCCUAAGGGCUAAACAUAAUGAAAUUUUACAGUAAUCAACCAUGUAUAUGCUUUAUAUGUAUUUAUUUUUAUAAAUUUCCGAUUAACCAUAAAAAACUAAUAGCGCCGGAAUGAGUAUAAAUCAUCCAAAUGUCAAACUGAGUAAAUCUCUUCAGGAUGCAGCUGUUGCCUUGGCACAACCAUAAAAGACAGGCAACAACCUCACAAAUUUGGUAUUAAAAUAACAGCCAAGAACGAAAGCAGCAGGGCGUAUUUGUAUUCAUUAAGGAAUUUCAUCAACUUUCCCUUCCCUCAUCUUUUCUGGUUAAACAUCAGCGCUGUGCAGUUUGCUUUCGGGUCUGACUAGCUGCGCUCCGAGGGCCAGGGUUGAUUAAAAUGUCAAAUGCCUUGCAUAUUUUAAAUGCCAGGGCGACAUUGAGGCCCAAAAAACGCCGCAGAAAAUUUCAAACGAAAAUUUAACUGGAAACUGGAAGGAAAGUCAACCAAGGCCCGCACUACGGGGCAAUUAAAAAAGCAAGGACAUCAGCUACAGGCCAGAAGGUUCAAAUAUGGUCGUAGGAGACUUCGUAGGAGCAAGUCAGGUGUUUGAACUUAAUAUUGGAAGUUCAGUUCAAUACUAGAAGGAAAUUAACAAAAUGUGUAUUUUUUAAGGAAUAUAUAAUUAUAAAAAUUUUAGGACCGGCUGUGAUUAUUUCAAAAACUUUUUUUGUAUUUUGUUUACCAAAAUUUUCUAAAUUUUUGUGCCAAAAUGAUAAAAUGUUCUUCCUGUUACCCUGAAUUACCUGUAACGAGAAAAUAUAAAAAAGUUCGAUUAGUUUCAUCAAA
Molecule: messenger RNA, 6174 nt
Organism: Drosophila ananassae
Lineage: Eukaryota; Metazoa; Arthropoda; Insecta; Diptera; Drosophilidae
Product: ATP-binding cassette sub-family A member 7
Exons: 11
Coding region: 47-5362 (1771 amino acids)
Biological process (GO): transmembrane transport; lipid transport
Cellular component (GO): membrane; intracellular membrane-bounded organelle
Molecular function (GO): ATP binding; ABC-type transporter activity; ATP hydrolysis activity
Source: RefSeq, a predicted model, not a curated record